UCCUCCUCGGGCUCAGUCGGCUCUCACCGUGAACACAGUGACUCGGGGAAGGAAUCUAACUUUAACUCUGCAAAAUGAAACUUUCGUGGUCGCUUCUGUUCCCGGGACUUUUAGUCUGCGCACUUUUCCUCCUGACAAACUGUGAGGAGCAGCGGAUCCCCGAAGGGAAACUUCUAGUCAUGACGGUUGCAACCAAGGAGACCGAUGGCUUCAGGCGUUUCAUGGGGUCAGCCAAACACUUUAACUACACUGUCAAGGUCCUAGGUCGGGGUCAGAAAUGGAAAGGAGGCGACUACAUGUCAGCCCCGGGAGGAGGUCAGAAAGUACGACUCCUUAAAGCGGCUCUGGAGGAGUUUAAGGACGAGGACCAAAUCAUCCUCUUUAUUGACAGCUACGAUGUGGUUUUCGCCUCGGGUCCCAAAGAGCUACUCAAGAAGUUCCAGCAGGCCAGACACAAGGUGGUGUUCUCCUCUGAAAGCCUGAUCUGGCCUGACAGACACCUGGAGGACAAGCACCCUCACGUCAGGGAGGGCAACAGAUUCCUGGGCUCAGGGGGUCUGAUGGGCUACCUCCCCAACAUCAAGGCGAUGGUUGCUGAUUGGACUGGAGAAGAUGGUGACAGCGAUCAGCUGUUCUUCACCAAGAUUUACAUUGAUCCAGUAAAACGAAAAUCCAUAAAUAUCACACUGGACAGCAAAUGCAGAUUGUUCCAGAACCUCCACGGAGCCCUCGACGAGGUGGUGCUGAAGUUUGAGGACGGACGUGUACGAGCGAGGAACGUGCUGUACGAUACGCUGCCUGUCGUCAUCCAUGGGAACGGACCAACCAAGCUCCAGAUCAACUACCUGGGUAACUACAUCCCCAACACCUGGACGUUUGAGAGCGGCUGCACAGUAUGUCACGAGGACCUCCGCCCGCUCACAGCUCUUAAGGAGAGCGAGUACCCGCUGGUGCUGAUCGGCAUCUUCAUCCAGCAGCCCACGCCCUUCGUCUCAGUGUUCUUUGAACGUCUGCUGAAGCUCCAGUAUCCCAAGAACAGGCUCAAACUCUUCAUUUACAACCAGGAAGUUCACCACGAGCCUCAGGUCAGCUCCUUCCUGAAGGAUCAUGGGAGCCUCUAUCAGGAUGUGAAGUUCGUCGGACCAGAGGAGCAGAUGGACGGAACCGCCUCCAGAAACCUGGGCUUUGACAUGUGCCGGAAGGACGGGGCCUGUGAAUAUUUCUUCAGCGUGGACAUCGAAGUGGUUUUACAGAACGAGAACACACUCAAAAUUCUCAUUGAACAAAACCUUCCGGUUGUGGCACCGAUGAUAACUCGAUCUGGUCGCCUGUGGAGCAACUUCUGGGGAGCCCUCAGUGCUGAGGGCUACUACGCCAGAUCAGAGGACUACGUGGACAUAGUUCAAGGACGCAGAGUGGGUGUGUGGAAUGUCCCGUACGUGUCCAGCGUGUACCUGGUGAAGGCCGGCCUCCUGCGAUCAGAGCUCACGGACUACGAGCUUUUUACCUCUCACCUAUUAGACCCCGACAUGGCUUUCUGCUUCAGCCUUCGCAGCAAGGGGAUCUUCAUGCACGUCACAAACAUGCACACCUUCGGUCGUAUCCUGUCAACAGAAAACUAUCAGAGCGGCCAUCUUCAUAAUGACCUGUGGCAGAUCUUUGAAAACCCAGUGGACUGGCAGGAGCGCUACAUUCAUGAGAACUACACUCGCAUCAUGAAGGACAAGCUGAUUGAAACUCCGUGUCCUGAUGUGUACUGGUUCCCAGUUUUCACUGAGCUGGCUUGUGACCACAUUGUUGAAGAAAUGGAGCACUUUGGGAAGUGGUCAGGAGGACGUAAUGAGGACACUAGAAUCCAGGGUGGCUAUGAGAAUGUCCCCACGGUCGACAUCCACAUGAAUCAGAUCAACUAUGAAAAGGAGUGGCACAAAUUCUUGCUGGAGUACGUGGCGCCCAUUACAGAGAAAAUGUAUCCUGGUUACUACACCAAGUGUGCCACGCCCUUGAACUUUGUGGUGAGGUACAAACCUGACGAGCAGCCCCUGCUCGCCCCUCACCACGACGCCUCCACUUUCACUAUUAACAUAGCUCUGAACAGCAAAGGCGUUGACUACCAGGGUGGUGGAUGCAGGUUUCUUCGCUACGACUGCUCCAUUCAGUCUCCUCGGAAAGGCUGGGCCCUCAUGCACCCGGGCCGCCUCACCCACUACCACGAAGGCCUGCCGGUCACCAGUGGUGUCCGGUACAUCGCCGUGUCCUUUGUGGAUCCCUGAACUCCCAAAGACCGCAUGCAUCACCGACUUCUCCAGACCAACCAGGACACCCUGAUCCUGCAGUGUCACAGCUGCUCGCUAGCUUUUCCUCUUUUCAUCACUACAUCUGUUCUCUUGUUCUUUUCAUCCCCCUCUUUGCUUGUUUUAAUGUCCAAAAUGAUUUUGUUUCUGUCUCACUGAAAGAAUUACCUGCAGUGUGAAACAUGAACACAGGUGCUCAGUGGAAGAACAUGUGUUGGAGGAGAACUUGGUCCAAAGUAACACCUAACAUGUUUAAAAGUGUUUGUGACCAGCAAACAGGCACCAUAAGUUUCUCUAAGAAAAUGGACGUGUUACUUUUGCAGGAAGCAAGGUCGGCCCAAUACAAUGUCGUGGCGAGCUGCGACAGCUGAGCGAAAGGAGACAGGGCGUCAAAGUCUCGUGUCCCAUCAGGGGCAAGUUAAGUAAAUUACUUUAGACCCAGUUCUCAUUUAAAUUCUGGAAUAAUGUUUUCCUCUUCCUGAUGUGAAUAUGAUGUCACCUGGAUGUAGCAGUGUUCAGGCCGUGUACAAACGUCACCUCAGAGGUCACAGCUGUCUGAUCACCAGCUGUAGGAGAAAAGGAUGCCUGCCACCAGCUUCGGUGGUGCAGCUGCUGAUCCAUGUUUGGUUCUGGUCGGUCUGGAGUGUAUGGUGUGGAUCAAUAAUGCCUUGAGCUGGACUUCUCUCAGGAAACCACCAGUCCAGCAUAAACUCUUCCUUCUUACAUGUUGUAUUUUUACUUCAGUUUCUGCUGUUCUCCAACUCUCUCUAAAGCCUGCUAACACUUAUUUAUUUUUUGUACAUUUGACAGAAAGCAACACUCCCAGAUUUAUCUUGCAUCUGCAAUAUAACUGCUAUAUAUAAAUUUUGUGAGAUUCCAUGUUGGAAUCUGGGCUCACGGAUUGGUCAGUUUGUAAAAGUGUAACAUGCUCAGUUUCUGUCACUGCGCUUCAAACACAACCUGAAUAAAACAGAACCCAACUGAAGAGCAUCUGAA
Micropterus salmoides (largemouth bass) is the source of this 3290-nucleotide messenger RNA. RefSeq names its product procollagen-lysine,2-oxoglutarate 5-dioxygenase 1-like. Gene Ontology annotation, cellular component: endoplasmic reticulum. Lineage: Eukaryota; Metazoa; Chordata; Actinopteri; Centrarchiformes; Centrarchidae. The coding region runs from base 75 to 2273 and encodes 732 amino acids. The record is from RefSeq and is a predicted model, not a curated record. Gene Ontology annotation, molecular function: iron ion binding; procollagen-lysine 5-dioxygenase activity; L-ascorbic acid binding. Gene Ontology annotation, biological process: peptidyl-lysine hydroxylation. The transcript has 19 exons.